This is a messenger RNA of Sorex araneus (European shrew), 1503 nucleotides long. RefSeq names its product neurotensin receptor 2 (gene NTSR2). Gene Ontology annotation, biological process: neuropeptide signaling pathway. Gene Ontology annotation, cellular component: plasma membrane. The transcript has 4 exons. The record is from RefSeq and is a predicted model, not a curated record. Lineage: Eukaryota; Metazoa; Chordata; Mammalia; Eulipotyphla; Soricidae. Gene Ontology annotation, molecular function: G protein-coupled neurotensin receptor activity. Bases 44 to 1249 code for a protein of 401 amino acids.
UUUCCAGCAGUGAGAGGGAGGGAGGGCAGCCGCGGGAAAGGGAAUGGAGACCAGCAGCCCGCGGUCCCCGCGGCCCAGCCCUGGCCCAGCGCUGAGCCUGGACGCCCGCCUGGGAGUGGACACACGCCUGUGGACCAAGGUGCUGGUCACCGCGCUCUACUCGCUCAUCUUCGCGCUGGGCUCUGCGGGCAAUGCGCUGUCCGUGCACGUGGUGCUGAAGGCUCGGGGCGGCCCCGGGGGGCGUCUGCGCUAUCACGUGCUCAGCCUAGCGCUCUCCGCCCUGCUUCUGCUGCUCAUCUGCAUGCCCGUGGAGCUCUACAACUUCGUGUGGUUCCACUACCCCUGGGUCCUGGGCGACCUGGGCUGCCGCGCCUACUACUUCGUGCGCGAGCUGUGCGCCUACGCCACGGUGCUCAGCGUGGCCAGCCUGAGCGCAGAGCGCUGUCUGGCUGUGUGCCGACCCCUGCGCGCCCGCAGCCUGCUGACGCCUCGCAGGACCCGCCGCCUGCUGUCGCUGGUCUGGGCCAUCUCAUUCGGCCUCGCCCUACCCAUGACCGUCAUCAUGGGCCAGAAGCAUGAGCUGGAGACCACCGGCGGGGAGCCAGAGUCUGCGUCGCGAGUGUGCACGGUACUGGUGAGCCGCCUCACGCUCCAAAUCUUCAUCCAGGUGAACGUGCUGGUGUCCUUUGUGCUCCCCUUGGCGUUGACUGCUGUCCUAAAUGGAGUCACCGUAAGCCAGCUGAUGGCCCUCUGCUCCCAAGUGCCGUCCACUUCUGCCACCGGCAGCUCUGUCCCCAGCUGCCUGGUGCUAGCAAGCGAGUCAAAGGAGGCAUUUUUCCUGAAGAGUCAAGCCAUCCUGAUGAGACGCAGGGUCUCAGGCCAGAUCCGUGGCCUGCAACGCAGCGUCCAGGUGCUCAGGGCCAUUGUGGCGGUGUAUGUCAUCUGCUGGUUGCCCUACCAUGCCCGCCGGCUCAUGUACUGCUACAUCUCCGAGGAUGGGUGGACUGAAACACUCUACGAUUUCUAUCACUACUUCUACAUGGUGACCAACACACUUUUCUACAUCAGUUCGGCCGUGACUCCCGUGCUCUACAACGCUGUGUCCUCUUCCUUCAGAAAAAUAUUCCUGGAAGCGUUGGGCUCCCUGUGUGGCAGGCACAACAGGAAGCCAUUCCUUCGGGGGACCCCAGACAGUGCCAUGCUCUGGGGAUCCCCCAGAAACACUGAGCUGGAUGAAAUAGAAGAAUGAGCAGAUGUGGCUGAUGGUUCAGUCAUCAGAACUCGACAAGCCAGUGAUCACUGAAAGGGCCACUUUGCAGUAAAAGAGGACUUAGUCAGGAGCCUGCUCUGCCUCUUCCCAGCACCUAACGACAGCCCAGCCACUCCUAGCCUCAGCUCCUCACCUGUGGGACAGACAUGACAAGCCCCCAUUGCUCAGUGUUGGUAGCAGACUAAAGUGCUUGGCACAGCACCCGUGCUUAAUAAAUACUGCCUUCCCACUGA